Messenger RNA from Gadus chalcogrammus (walleye pollock), 9249 nucleotides. RefSeq names its product RNA binding motif protein 47 (gene rbm47). The record is from RefSeq and is a predicted model, not a curated record. Bases 3551 to 5524 code for a protein of 657 amino acids. Gene Ontology annotation, molecular function: mRNA binding. NCBI's taxonomy places the organism in Eukaryota, Metazoa, Chordata, Actinopteri, Gadiformes, Gadidae. The transcript is spliced from 6 exons. Gene Ontology annotation, cellular component: nucleus.
CUCUCUCUCUCUCUAUUCCUCUUUCCUGUCCUGCCACGGUUUCCUCUUUUACAAAAGUUUUCUGCAUAUUCGGUUGCACAUCCUUCUUUGUAACCGCCUUGUUUUGCAUUGUGGUUGAGGAAUUGUUACAGUUUGAUAACACUGUGGCUGCUUAAAUUGAAUGGCCGCCUACCGGCUUACAGAGAAGGCUGUCAGAGCUUUAGGUUGAAUGCUUUGGGAGACUUUGGGCAGGACAGAUGAGGUAAAUUAAAAAGGGCAGUUGAGGUAAUGUAAACUGUGAAAACUUCUAGUUCUAGAUUAGGUUUAGCUUGAUAUAUCGUUUUAGGUUCAUUUGUGUUGAGUUGAGUUUAGUAUUUUAAACAUCAGAAAUAACAUUUUAAUGUCAGUUGCAUUUUGGAAUACCAGAUGGUUGUCGGUUGGGUUGAAAGAACGACGACAUUGAAAAGCCAGCGAGAAUGCCGGUGUUUCACUGGUGCGGCUAGAGUUCUGUAGACGACUGACCCCGUUAGGGGGUCAGUGGGUGACCACUGGGUCUCCACGUGCCAGGGAGAGUGGGGUUCAGAAGAAGCUGAAUGACUGCUAAAUACUGAGAUAGAGGUCUUGAGAAUUCAUACCCACUAUAAGAUUUAAUGGGGCACUUGACGAAAUACGUCAUAUUCCCAUAGCAACGUGUAUUCAGUUGGUAGCGAUACACAAAUCUGACACACACGCAGAUCUACAGAGACACUACAGUACUCCAAACAACAGUAGCACUUUGAGACACAGUUAAUAUGUAGAGGAUCAGGGGCCUCGGUCAAUCAUAUACAUAAUGUUGCCCCCGUUAUAAAACAUUAUAAAAGUUAUCUUGAAGCUUGUGUCCGUGACCCUGUGAAGACCGUUAGUUUUUUUCAUGGAGUGGGUCAUCAGGAACACUGGUUGUAAGAUUGUUAAAUGCACCUCCCCUCUCUGUUCAUGUGAGUGAGCUGUGAUUUGCGUUGGCUGUGGUUAAUCAUCUACCUGUGGUCGCCUCAUGUCCUCAUGUUUCUCUCACACACAGGCACACACACACAUCUGCAUUAAAGGUCAGCUGUUACUAAGAACAGAGGUAGGUAGUCAAUGGGUUAGCUAGCAAAUACAUUUGUUGUUUAUUAUUUUCCGUACCGCUGAAUUCCCCCCCUGAAUGUAGUCAUCUCCUUGUCCUCUUAACAUUGUCCGUAUUUUAUUGUGUGGCUAUCACACACAAACACACACAUAAUUUUUUUCUUUAUCUCACCAAGGAAGAGGUAUCUCCUAAACGUUUACCUUGUAAAUGAGAUAAACCACUUGGCACAUUUGUAGCAUUUCAACCCAGUUCCAUGCUAUCAACCCCUGCGUGCUUUUAACUGGAAAUACCAACAUAACACAAACCUCUAUGGCCGGACCACCAGACCACCAGACCACCGUCUAGAAAGCGGUCACCACCAGCCGGUUGGUCGUGUGUCGAGUGACGAUAUCACGUAGCUCUGUUGUAUCGGGAGUAGCACAACCCCCACCCUGAAUGUUGUCCUCCCUUUGUCAUUAAACAGCCCCGAUAAAGACUGAUAAGGGACGCCGAGUCAUGCUAGCCCUUCGCACAGAGGAGGCUUCUGGGUGCUGAGGGGAAGUGUGAGGAGGUGUUUAAAAGAACUAACUGCUUCAGGCGGCUAAGCUAACAGUAUCCAAGUGGUAGCGGCCGCACAUCUCUCUCUCGCUGCUUUUUUACAUUUCGUAUGGAAAUGGCUCUUUUGUGUUUGCUAAACAGAAUAGCUUCCGUCCCGUCAUCAAUAGUACCGAUCAUCACCGUGCGUGGAGUUCACUCACUGGCGAUGAACCUACCAGACGUUGCCAAAAAAACAGACACAAAUUUGAAACUUGUUCCAUGCUAGUUAUGCUUUCUUUUCCGCUGAUGAAGUGGUUGAGAAUUUGUCUUUUAAAAAAUAGGCUAAUUAUCUCAUAAUGUAAUGGGUUAUACAUAUUUCAUAUAUUCUAGUUCUCUAGUUGUCUUUCAAGUGUCUUUAUUGGUGGUCAAACUAUCAAUUUUACCUUGACAGCUAGCUAUUUCUGUGACAUGGGUAGUUGGGAGGUGUGGGUAUCAGGUGAGGUCUAACCCCCGUUCAUUACCAUGGUUACUUGGUUAUGGCCUGUUUACGUAGGUGACCACGUUUGGUCAGAGGGAAAAGACUAUACUCAGUUGGUUCAGGUUGUGUCUUUGUUUGGUCGUCCCCAUGUUUUAUAAACUCUGGUUAUCUGGGGAUUUAAAUACUUGGGCAUUUUUCCGUUCUGUUGGGGACGGAAAACCGGCCGGGCAGUAAGAGGUUUAUGUGUCGGAAGCCGAUUUCUGAUUGUUCUCUGUUUCUCCUUUACUAUGCACUUGUUAAUAAAGCAACACACACACACACAGUUACACAUAAGCAUGCAGGCUUACUCUGGUUAGCACAGUGGUUAGCUCUGCGGCCUCACAGCAAGAAGGUCCUGGGUUCUGACCUGCGUUCACGUUGGUUUCAUUCGGGGUCUCUGGUUUCCUCAAACACCAUUAGGACCAUAAAACAUGCACGCUAGGUUAAUACUCCUGCCUGUGCACAUGACCAAGGCACCAGCUUCAGACCUGGAGUUGGUCCCCAGGGCUCUCUACACAGUACUACCCACUCCUCCUAGUGCAGCAGCUAGCUGUGGUCUAAUGCUACUAGUGUAGUGGCUAGUGGUGGUCUAAUGCUACGAGUGCAGUGGCUAGUGGUGGUCUAAUGCUACUAGUGCAGCAGCUAGUGGUGGCCUAAUGCUUAACUCUAUCCUCUUGAAGACAGCCCGAUUCAAUCUGCCCUUGGGACCAAAUGAGUGUUGGAACCAUAAUACAUGGAAAAAUUGGACUUCACAUUUCUGAGGAUCACAUACACACAGACAGACGCACACAAGCUCACAUACACACAAGUCACCCAAGUGGAGCCCAUGUGACCUGGUUAAACCCUGUGAACCUUGAGUCGAGGGUGUCAAGGUUUACAGCCCUUUAUUCCCCCCGAUCGGGGUCAAAGGUCAAGCCUGGAACUGAGAACCUCAGCAUAACAGUGCAGUAAAACUAGGGAUAGUUAGGGCAGGGUGUGUGAUUUAUAGACCUCGUAUUCUCAUUUGGUGCGACUCCCAGGCGCAUAUCGCAGCAAAGUGAAUUUUGCUUAGGCCGCAACCCUUUUGAGGAUGCCGGUAUUUUGUCACAAUGUGUUUCUCACGAGGGCAUAUAAGACCCUUAGGGCGCAGUUAAGGAUGCAGGUUAAGUGUUCUCAGUGGAUCGAUGUUACACUUUAGGACACUCUGUUCCUGAUGAUUUUGCCCUGCAUGCAUAAUUGGUUUCUGGACAGGAUGACAUAGAGUAGAAGAUAAUUGUCCUUGUUGUCCUCACUCACUAUCCCAUGGAUUUACUUAUUGAUAUUCUUUUGCUCGCUUACACUUCUGUGUAUUAUCAUUAUUAUCACAUGUUUUGUUAUCAUAAGGACUAUAUUAUUAAGAGUGGACUCCCAGUGUAGGCCUUGGCACCUCCUUGGUACGUGUUCUACCUCUGAUCCUUAUGAUGUUAGUCCUAAUCUACGUUCCGGGACCUAAACGAUUCCUUCUGCUCUUCCCCACCCUGCAGACUCCAGAUUCCACAUUGGAUGGUCUUUUCAGAAUGACAGCCGAAGACCCCGCUUCCUCUUCCGUAACCAUGAGCAACAAGUCCGCCCCCUCCAGCAGCGCCAAACCACCCGCGGGCCCCUCCCACCUGCUCGCCCACCACGACCACGUGUCCGUCCCUGAGGGCGUGGCCGGCGCGCCAAAUGAGGCCGCCCUGGUCACCCUGAUGGAGCGCACCGGCUACGACAUGGUGCAGGAGAACGGCCAGCGCAAGUACGGCCCCCCGCCGGGCUGGGACGGACAGGCGCCCCCGCGCGGCUGUGAGAUCUUCGUGGGCAAGAUCCCGCGGGACGUGUACGAAGACGAACUGGUGCCCGUGUUCGAGUCGGUGGGCCGCAUCUACGAGAUGCGCCUGAUGAUGGACUUUGAUGGCAAGAACCGCGGCUACGCCUUUGUGAUGUACACGCAGAAGCACGAGGCCAAGCGGGCGGUGCGGGAGCUCAACAACUACGAGGUGCGCCCGGGCCGCCUGCUGGGCGUCUGCUGCUCGGUGGACAACUGCCGGCUGUUCAUCGGCGGCAUCCCCAAGACCAAGAAGCGGGAGGAGAUCCUGGAGGAGGUGUCCAAGGUGACGGAGGGCGUGCUGGACGUCAUCGUGUACGCCAGCGCCGCCGACAAGAUGAAGAACCGAGGCUUCGCCUUCGUGGAGUACGAGUCGCACCGCGCCGCCGCCAUGGCCCGCCGGAAGCUGAUGCCCGGCAGGAUCCAGCUGUGGGGACACCAGAUCGCCGUGGACUGGGCGGAGCCGGAGAUCGACGUGGACGAGGACGUUAUGGAGACGGUGAAGAUCCUCUACGUCCGCAACCUCAUGAUGGAGACCAGCGAGGAGACCCUGCGGAAGGUAUUCGGCCAAUGGAACCAAGGCUGCGUAGAACGCGUCAAGAAGAUCCGCGACUACGCAUUUGUCCACUUCACCUCCCGGGACGACGCAGUCCUGGCCAUGGACCACCUCAACGGCACUGAGGUGGAGGGCUCCUGCAUCGAGGUGACCCUGGCCAAGCCUGUGGACAAGGAGCAGUACACGCGCUACCAGAAGGCAUCCAAAGGGGGCACUGUCGCUGCACCGGCGGAGACGCCCCAGCCAAACUACAUUUACCAGUGCGACCCGUACACGCUCACGUACUACGGAUACCCCUACAGCACGCUGAUCGGGCCCAACAGGGACUACUUCGUGAAAGGAGCCCCAAUGAUACAGAACGAUGCAGGUACUGUGCGGGGUCGUGGCCGCGCCGCACCAGGUACCCGGACCCCCGGGCCACGGGGGUCGUACCUGGGAGGCUACUCCGCCGGCCGCGGUAUCUACAGCCGUUACCAUGACGGCAAGGCCAAGCAGUCCGAUACACCCUAUGAUCUGAUGACUGGCCUGGAGCUGGCCUCAUCCGUCAACCCCGUUGGCAUCAAACCUGGCACAAUGGCCCUGCCCGGUCUGGGGGGCCAGUACUCUGUCUUCAGCGCGGGCCCCGGGGCCAAGAUGAUGGAGGAGGGGAAGAUGCACGGCAUGGAGCACCUCAUGCAGCCUCUGGCCAUGCAGCAGGCCGAGCACGGCUCCGCCGCCGCCGCUGCCGCCGCCGCCGCCGCGGCUAACAUGCUGCCCGCAGUGUCCACACCUCCCCCCUACCAGGGCCGCCCCAUCACGCCCGUCUAUGCCAUGGCCCACAACGUGCAGCGCAUCCCGACCGCCGGCCUGUACGGCGCCGGCUACAUGCCCAUCGGCAGCUAUGCUGCCAACUCGGCCGCGCUCGUCGCCCUGCAGAAGAACGCCGCCGUCGCCGCGGCCACGUACGGCGGCUACGGCUACGCCAUGCCGCAGGCCUUUCCCGCCACGGCCGCCUUCCAGAUGCCCCUCCACGACAUCUACCAGAGCUACUGAGGCACGCCGCCGACGCACAGAGAACGCCACUCAGCGCCAGUUUUAGUCUAGCUUGUUUUAAAGGGGGGGUUUUGGUUUGGACUGUUUUGAUUCACUACGGCGACCCGGGACCGGAGUCUCAACUGUUUUUUGGUCUCGCACCACCAUCGUGAAACUGUGUCGGGGUCUUGUUGGGGCCUCCAGAACUCUGAGAUUAUAUAGAUAUAUGUUUGUGUAUAUACAGCCUAUAUAUAUAGAUGUAUAUGUAUAUAUACAUCUAUAUAUGUAUACAUAUAUGUAUGGUUUUCUAAUAACAUUGCUGGUGAAACUGAUGCCGAAUGGAUGAUCUUUGAUUGCGUCAGUGUCCACUUCUGGCCUCUCGGAGGAACCGAGGCAGCAGCCAGAGAAAGGCCUCGCCAUAGUGGGUUAGCACCUCCCAACCAGUCCCUACCAGACCCACCCAGGAAGUGACACAUAUUGUACCCUGUGGAACCCCACAUCGCUCCAUGUCACUUGUUGCACCACUACACAAGACCUGCGAGACCAACAACCACCCACACUCCUCUAUCCCCACACUGGUGGCUUCAGGUGUCGUUUUUGUUGGGGCUUCGAAGGUACUUUAAAGUAUUUGUGAAGAGUGAGAGUUCUCUCGUGUCGCUCCACUUUGUAUUCUGAUGUUUGUAUUUAGGGUUUUUUGAAGUGAGAAAGAGAAUGCCUUUUUAAACAUGGGGAUCUCUAACGGUUAUAUAAUAUAUAUGAAAAUAUUUGGAGAAAAAAAGCACAAAAUUGCAUAAAAGUAUAAAAUAGUAUAAAAUCUGCAACAACUGAGAAAAGAGAACGUCAGCGGUGAUGGUGGGUUUCUGUAGUUGUUUAUUUUCAUAAGUGGUUAGUAUUUUCCAUUAACAUAGAACAUUCCAGAGACCUCUACGCUCUUUGUAUUGUGGUCUGUCCACACUGUAUGUGUGCAGCGUACUGAAGUAUACAUAAUAGGUGCCUCUGUGGUGUUUUUGGUUAGUUUAGGUUAUGUUUUUUUGGUUAUCUAAAACGAAGAUUAAAUGUGUUGUGUUUAUUUGCCUAUAUUUAGUUUGCAUAUUUCUAUGCCAAUUUAACCUAUUCAAAUAUAUAUAUAUCUUGGGUUUGUUUGCAGAAACCUAGCUAACUAUGUUUUUUUUUUCUGAUUGAUAACAUGAGGAACAAAUACUAAAUUUGAAGUGAGCUGGAUAGUUUUGCCACUGGUGUGAUGGGUUGUGAUGCUGGCACAUCUGGCAUUGUUUUUAAUGCACAACACAUUUACAGCGACAUGACCAUUAGCUGUAGACAAGUGUAACUUGACAUUUGCCAGGAGAUGAAGACUGAACUUGCUUGAUGUUUUUGAAUAUUGGUUUUAUGUAUUUCUUUUUUUAUUGUUAUAUUAUUAUUAUCUUUGCGUUGUUUUAACUCCUAAAAAGUGAACAAAUAUGGAGAGAAAUAAGAGACAAUUCUUCUGACCUAUUCUCUCCAUGGCACGGGCCAUCGAUCUUCUCGGAUUGAAAACGUUAAUAUCUAUGGUUUCAGUGAGUAUCUUUUACCAAAAGAAGAUUAUGUCUGUCUGAAAACAGUGCCUUUUAUAAGCCUACUCAGGCCUCAGUUUUUUUAUAUUUCAAGCUGUGCCUUAACAAAGUAUGCCAGACCGACAUCUGUGGUGAAAGUGAGAAAAGACCAUCACAACAUCGUAGAACACAACCCUUUUUCUAACGCCAUGAAAUAAGAGCAGUGUGGUGGGGAAGGCAGAGAAACGAGAGUAAACAGCUCUAGUUUGCAAAAGCUAACAAGUCUACUGUUCUCCGACAACCUUUCCUCUGGUUUUCUCUCGUUUUGUAAGGCCUGCCGUAUCACUUUCCAUUUCUCUCUCUCUCUCUCUCUCUCUCUCUCUCUCUCUCUCUCUCUCUCUCUCUCUCUCUCUCUCUCUCUCUCUCUCUCUCUCUCUCUCCCUCCCUCUCCCUCCGGUUCGGCUUGACCAAGGUGCACUUAACCAUGUUUAAAAUGGCAGAUGUUUGCCGAUUUCAAAUGAAGAGAUAUUUAAUACAGGCUACUUAACAUAAUUUCAAAUGUUGAAGGGGUUUGGUUUGUCUAGCUCUGUGCCUGUGUGUUUGACAGAGCUUUAACUCAAAGAUGAAGCAAAUAUGAAAAUGACCCCUAUGAAUGUUGAGCUGGCACUUUUUAAACUGGAAACUAGUCCACUAACUGGGAACGACUGGAACAAUACCUCACUCAAUGAUAUGCAAGUAGCCAAUGUGCGUGUACUACCAAAGCGCUGGGAACAUAUACCUACACACACACACUCACAAAGAUAAAGCUGCUGAUUGACAAUUAAACACUCCAAAACAGCCAUUUUUUAUAUUAAAUACACACAUUUACACUGGUAAAGCAUUCCACAACAUUUGAAUAAGAUAUUUUUACAUUCCAUUCCAUGGUUGAGAUUGAUAUUAACUAGCUAAGGGGCUGAUGAAACGAUUAGCAUUAGCUGGUUGCAAACAAGCCAUUCUUUUGUGGACGUUGCAUGCUAUACUGUACUGCUUCUCUGCUCCUUGUAACUGGAAUUUGUCUUAGAAAACGAAACAAAAAACAACUGCUUAAUACGGCUUUUAUGAAUUUAUUUUGCGAUGACAAGUCAGGAUAUAUUUAAUAUAUACAUUACUUGGUUUAUGUGUGAAGUGAGAAAAUAACGUAUAUAAUAUAUUAUCAAAUGUUUUUGUCUUUCCGAAUAUCUAUUCUUUAUAUACACCUUAUUUAGGCGUUAAAAAACAGUUAAAAAACUUUGCCAAAGUGUCCAGUAGGUUUUAAACAUUGAAGCUGUGUUGUUGUUUUUUCCAAAUGUGUUUCAUGCUAUUAACAUGUACAUUUUUGAAUUGGAUUCGUUGUGAUUGGGAACACAGUGGUGUUACAAUCUUUGUGUUUUUUUAUUUUCCAUUGACUGGAUGGUACUAAUUUGUAGGACAUGGACAGGCUGACUCCAAGGUGACAAAGAUCUGGGCACACUUCCUCCUCAGAUCAUGUGAUCUGGUUCACAUCUGCGUUCCGACCUGCAGGCCUACCGCACCUGUGACCAAUGAACCACUACUGUCUUCAGCUAUAUGCUAGAAACGUCCGUCCAAAAAAUAUGUGUUAACACGCUAACUCUUCUCGUGUUGUUUGUAUUUUACUUUUAAUUUUCUUCUUAGGCAAAAAAGUGCUAUUUUCUUCAUCUUUGUAUGUCUAUGCAGACUAUUUUCUAACAGAAGGUUUGUUUGAAAAGAAAACUUAUUUCAGCAUUAUGUUUAUAGCUAAGAAAGUAGGUAAAUAAAGCAUUUUCAAAAAUAUGUGGUGUGUUGGUUUCCCUUAUGUACGUUUACCAAACAGUGUGCAAUGCACAGUUCAUUGUCUCCAGCCUGAUAUGUCUACUACACAACGUAGAACAUGGCCAGAUCAUGAAAAAAUAUUAAAGUAUGAUUAAGUCCGCAAUGAAAGUCCAGAAUGGAGCUUUUGUUCUGGAGUAUUAGGCUUUAAAAACUGUCCUUGACCUCAAUGUUCAGUGCAGCAAUGUGUUAUUUGAAAAGAAAAGAGCCCCAUGGUCCUAAUCUUUUGGUGUAGCUCACCUUUGCUCCAGAAACAUACUGGCAUCAAGUUUGACUCAAUCUUAUAGUUUCCAGCAUGAACUCGUAUCUAUAACUCGAUGUAGACCAACUUGAGUAGGCCCACACACAAUAUGGACAAAUAUUUAACAGUUA